AAUGUUUAAUAGGUUUUAUAUAUGUUCCCUAUGGAUGCUUAUUAAUAUAUCCAUGCACCUCAUAUUUAAAGGUUUAGUGAUCUAUCUUCAUACUAUAUAUAAUUAAUCAGUGGAAUCUCUGGUUAGUGAUAAGACAUAGGUAGUCACGAUAGAUAAAAACAGAUGGAGUCUUCAAAGUAUGACUGCUCUUGUGACCGGUGGAGCCAGCGGAAUCGGGUUUAUAUCGCUUCUAUACUCUCUCUGUAUGCAAUAGUAGAGGAGUUGGCUGGUUUUGGAGCUAGAGUCCAUGUAUGUGAUAUAUCUGAAGUUAAGCUUAAUCAAAGUUUAAGCGAAUGGGAAAAGAAAAGGUUUCAAGUGAGUGGCUCAGUCUGUGAUGUGACAUCUCGUCCCGAGAGAGAAAAACUGAUGCAAACUGUAUCCUCUCUGUUCGGUGGCAAACUCAACAUCUUAGUAAACAAUGUAGGUGGAAUUCGCAACAAGCCAACGAUUGAGAAUGUGGCAGAAGACUUCUCAUUCCAUAUCUCAACAAACUUGGAAUCUGCUUACCAUCUUAGCCAGCUUUCUCAUCCUUUGAUAAAGGCUUCAGGAUUUGGAAGUAUCGUCUUCAUUUCCUCUAUCGGAGGUGUUGUAUCGAUGGCUUGCGGAUCCAUUUUUUCUCUAGCCAAAGGAGCUCUGCAUCAGCUAGCUAAAAAUUUGGCAUGUGAAUGGGCAAAAGACGGCAUAAGAACCAAUGUUGUUGCGCCAAAUGCUAUCACGACUCCCCUGUCUCAACAUUUUCUUGACGACAUCAGUUUCAAGGAGGCAUUGUUGAGUAGAACUCCACUUGGCCGUGUUGGAGAGCCGAAUGAAGUUGCAUCACUAGUGGUCUUCUUGUGUCUACCUGCAGCUUCAUAUAUCACAGGUCAAACUAUUUGUAUUGAUGGUGGUCUCACUGUUAAUGGAUUCUCCUAUCAGCCACAUGCUUGAUAAUCUCCUUGUUGCGUUCUGUUUUCUUUUUCCUAAACCCUCAAUGUUCUCUCUCUAAUAAAAAUCCUCACGCUGUGAGAUUAGUUUGUACGUGAAAACAUAAUGAGUUCACAUUUCUAAGAUGCUAAUCUAGCUUGGAUAGAA
Camelina sativa (false flax) is the source of this 1110-nucleotide messenger RNA. RefSeq names its product tropinone reductase homolog At2g29340-like. The record is from RefSeq and is a predicted model, not a curated record. Lineage: Eukaryota; Viridiplantae; Streptophyta; Magnoliopsida; Brassicales; Brassicaceae. Gene Ontology annotation, molecular function: oxidoreductase activity.